This is a messenger RNA of Puccinia graminis f. sp. tritici CRL 75-36-700-3, 393 nucleotides long. RefSeq lists its product as uncharacterized. The transcript has 3 exons. The coding region runs from base 1 to 393 and encodes 130 amino acids. The record is from RefSeq and is a predicted model, not a curated record. Lineage: Eukaryota; Fungi; Basidiomycota; Pucciniomycetes; Pucciniales; Pucciniaceae.
AUGGCACCUCGUAAACGAAUGCAAUCCUUGCCUCUGCAAGGCAACUUCAAUAAGAAGGAAUUUGGGACUCUAAUGAAGGGACCAAAGCGGAUGCACGAGGAACUUAUACCAAGUAGGCAGAGACUAAUUGACACAGCUGUGCGAGAGGGGGGGGUGUUCAUUUCAAGGAAGUUUGGGGAGCCUCUCAAAACAAUUUCAAAGAAAGUGGUGGAAAAUUCCAAACGAGUGCGUCUUGAUCAAGAGAUGCUGGGUGAAGGUUGGGGAUGGAAUGCGUCUGCAGCCCAUUUUGGAGUUGGUGAGCCAUCAUCUCCAGUGGAACGGUGUGAAAAAGGAAAAGGAAGGAUGGUCGACAGGGAAGACUUGGAUGAAAACAUGAAUUAUGAAGGUGUGUAA